UAUCAUUCCUUCACAAUACGCGCGAUUCGCACGGUCGAUUGAAGCAGCUGUCAUCUAUGAAGCGUUUAGUGGAUUACAGUUGCAGUCGGUAAAUCACCUUUAAUCGCAGGGAUUUUAUUCCGCGAGUUUUAAAUCACCUUUCCCAAUUUUCUUCAAAUUUUGAACAGAGGUGCUAAUAUCAAUACGGUGAGCUUUUUUUUCUCGGAUCAUACACAUAAAUUCCUUUAUUAUUUCGGGACAUACUUCAUCCAAUCCUUUAUGAUCGAUCGUUUUUGACAAGAGCAAUCGACGAAACUCGACAACGUAACCAAGAUUAAGAACUUUAGACCAACGAUUGUGCAAGAGGGAUGAGGACGGCAAAGCUUAAGCCGAAAAAUGUGGGAUCAACUACCUGCGCUGAUAUUGACGCAGAUAUUUAGCCGUCUCGAUCGCGCCGAUCGCAUUAGCGUCAGUCAAGUCUGUCGAUCAUGGAAUCGCACGUUGUCUUCACCAGUGCUUUGGCGAUCCGUUACAGUCUUCAUCGAUCGAGAUUUGUGCGGCGACAUUCCCCUAGCAAGCGAACUAGUCACGAAAUAUGGUCAGCAUAUGCGCAGUCUAGAGCUCGCCUUUUCACGACCGUACAUCUCGCUGAGACAGAUCAGGAUUAAACGCAACAGUCAAACCGAAGCGGGUGCUGAUUUCCUCGCGAUCGUGCGCGCCAAGAACGUGCAGCUGCGGCAACUAACGUUAACCAACUGGAUAUUCGGCUAUAAAUGGGGCAAUCGGAGAACACUGCUGUGUGCCCUGGUAAACUUUCUACGCAGUCAACGCAGCCUGGAGAUCCUGAGCUUAUUAAACGCCAACUUCGGCAUGGCUGAUGUCUUGCGACUGCUGGGAACAGUUGCCAAAGGAUCUGGCGAACACCUGAUCUCCCUGGACCUCCGCGGUGCUUUCAGAGAGUGGCAAGCUCCUCAUGAUAAUCCAAGAUACUUGUGUUUAUUAGGUCGUUUUCACGCGCUAACUCUAUUAAAAUUGGAUUAUCCUGCUUUAUCUAAUCGCGCUCUUGAUGCCCUUGCAAACGGAGCAUCAAAAACGCUGAAAUAUCUAUACAUAUCCGUAAGGGAUUCAGAUUCUAGACAGCAUAUAAUAGCGGACUCUGCCUGGCGCAACUUGGUGUCAGCUUGCCCCGAUUUGACAGUUUCCUAUACUAUAGUGAAUAUCUCGCACUACGAAGAUAUGUAUUACUUGCUAUUACCUAGUGUUCCCCUAGCCAAGUUCCAUAUGUUUAAUGGACACGUAUGGGAUCAGAGCAGAUCACGCAACUUCAGAAACACGAUCGGUCUGAUAAUUACUCAAUAUACGAAUACGUUAGUUGAAGUUCUGCUACAGCUUAGAAACAAUCGUGAAUCACUCGACGAUUUGUUAGUGUCCAUGCUGAUACGUUGCAAGCGCUUAACGAGAUUGCAGUAUGAUGGAAUUGUAAGAAGCCUUGAAAUUAUACGCAACAUAUGUCAGCUUCAAGUCGAACGUAAAACUCAUUUCAGCACAAUACAUGUGAAACCUCGGAACGUCAAUAUUCAAAAUCGUAUCAUAUUAAACAAUAUUAAUUAUCAAUAUGAUCGCAAAAUGCACGAACAAGGAGUCGACUUUCAGAUUGAAGAUCCCACAUCGAUUUUAUUCUUUUAUUGAUGAUUUAUUUUGUUAUCGUGGAUAAUUCUGAAUGUUUAUAAUUUGAUAAAAAAACUAUUAUACUUAUUUUGAUAUUGAUAUUGAUUUUACGAUGUUAUAAUAUGUACACCAAUUUUUAUCAAAUAUAAUAUAAUGAUAAUUAAAUAACAAUUUUAAAAUUGU
Solenopsis invicta (red fire ant) is the source of this 1830-nucleotide messenger RNA. RefSeq names its product F-box only protein 39. NCBI's taxonomy places the organism in Eukaryota, Metazoa, Arthropoda, Insecta, Hymenoptera, Formicidae. Gene Ontology annotation, molecular function: protein binding. The record is from RefSeq and is a predicted model, not a curated record. Gene Ontology annotation, biological process: SCF-dependent proteasomal ubiquitin-dependent protein catabolic process; positive regulation of protein ubiquitination. Gene Ontology annotation, cellular component: SCF ubiquitin ligase complex. The coding region runs from base 376 to 1668 and encodes 430 amino acids. The transcript has 7 exons.